AUGGCGGUGAGAGGGGGGAAGGAUAAGGCCGGGUGGCCUUUUUGCCCGAGCGGCUCACAGAGAGAGAGGCGGAGGGAGCUUGGGGAGGGGCGACCAGAGAGGAGACGACCGGCGGCGGCGGGAUUCCAGCAGAGAGGGAGCGGCCGGAGAAGAGAGGGAGAGACCGGAGAGAGGGGCGGCGGCGCCGGGAAAGAGGAGGGCAACGCCGGUGCUCGGGGAGAGAAGACCGGCAACGGCGGUGUCUCGGGGUGGCGCAGAGGAAAGGGGAGCGGAGGGAGGCGGUGGCCGGCGGGGACGGCGCGGGUUGGCGAGGCAGGAGGCGGCACGGCGCACCGAGAGGGAGACGGCGGCGCGCGCGGCGGAAGGGAAUCCGGCUGGGUGAAGGCUCCGGCGGAAAGAAGAAUGCUGGGAGGCGGUGCCCGGAGGAACGGCGCGGAGCAGCCGGAGGGGAUGGAGAGAUGGUGUGCGCGGCGACCUGGCGGCGGGCCGGCUGCGGGCGGCAGCGGCACGACGCGGCGCGACCAGGAGUGCGGUGCAGCACACACGCUGCGCUGGGGGCGACCGAGCAAGGGGAGGAGGGAGCUGGAGAGGGUGGCGUGCCUAGAAGAGAGGAGGUUGGCCGGGGCGGUGAAGCGCCGGCGGACCAGCACACACGACGGCAGCACGUGCGGCGACGCUGCGCGGCAGAUGUGGUCUCGGUCGGGCGGAGCUUGGCCCGGCAGCGCGGAAGAAGGAGCAGAGGGGGAGGCUCACCUAGGAUGGCCGGUGAUGCGGGUGGCGGCGCUGGCUGGCUGUGCUCAAGGCGGCCCAUGGUGGCUCGGCGCGAGCCGUUCUGGCCGGGGAAGCCGGUAG
Molecule: messenger RNA, 852 nt
Organism: Phragmites australis (common reed)
Lineage: Eukaryota; Viridiplantae; Streptophyta; Magnoliopsida; Poales; Poaceae
Exons: 1
Coding region: 1-852 (283 amino acids)
Source: RefSeq, a predicted model, not a curated record